Molecule: messenger RNA, 1925 nt
Organism: Trichomycterus rosablanca
Lineage: Eukaryota; Metazoa; Chordata; Actinopteri; Siluriformes; Trichomycteridae
Gene: galnt16
Product: UDP-N-acetyl-alpha-D-galactosamine:polypeptide N-acetylgalactosaminyltransferase 16
Exons: 15
Coding region: 89-1786 (565 amino acids)
Biological process (GO): protein O-linked glycosylation
Cellular component (GO): Golgi apparatus
Molecular function (GO): polypeptide N-acetylgalactosaminyltransferase activity
Source: RefSeq, a predicted model, not a curated record
CUACACUUCUGCAGCAGGAGCAGAGUUGAUGCACGUUGUGCCGGGCUGAAGCUCUGAAUCCCCGCUCUGCUCCUUAUGGACUCUCAUCAUGCGCAGGAUUAGAGCCAACGCCAUCGCCAUCCUAACAGUCGCCUGGAUCCUGGGCACUUUCUAUUACCUGUGGCAGGACAACAAGCCGCGCAGCAGCUCUCAGUCCUCAGCUGCUCAAGCUAAGAACCGCGGGCCCAAACCCGCCUCAGGAAGACUGGACAUCCGAAGGGAGGACAGGACUCUUCCACUCAUAGUGACCCAUGCUCCGGGGGCCGAGCAGCAGAGCCAGUUGUUGGGUAGUUUUGAUGAGAAAGUCUAUUUGGCUGGUAAACAGUUGAAAGCAGGAGAGGAUCCGUAUAAAGAGCAUGCUUUCAACCUGCUGGAGAGUGACAGACUGGGCAGUGAGAGGGUCAUUAGGGACACACGACAUUACAGGUGUGCCUCAGUGACUUUUGAUGCUGAUUUGCCCUCCACCAGCAUCAUCAUCACCUUCCACAAUGAAGCACGCUCCACUCUCCUGCGCACUAUUAAAAGUGUAUUAAUCAGAAGCCCACCCCAUUUGAUCCAAGAAAUGAUUCUGGUGGAUGACUUCAGCUCUGAUCCUGAGGACUGCCAGCUGCUCUCCCAGAUCCCCAAGGUACGCUGUCUGAGGAAUGAACGACGAGAGGGUCUGAUCAGAUCCCGUGUGAGGGGUGCCGGUGCCGCCUCCGCUCCUAUCCUCACCUUUCUGGACAGUCACUGUGAGGUGAACACUGACUGGCUUCAACCCAUGAUUCAGAGAGUCAGAGAGGACCAUACUCGUGUUGUCAGCCCUAUCAUUGACGUCAUCAGCCUGGACAACUUUGCUUACCUGGCAGCCUCUGCUGACCUCAGAGGAGGUUUUGACUGGAGCUUGCAUUUUAAAUGGGAACAGAUUCCUAUUGAGCAGAAAAUGGCCCGAACUGAUCCAACUCAGCCAAUAAGGACUCCAGUUAUUGCUGGUGGGAUUUUUGUAAUGGACAAGAGUUGGUUCAAUCACCUGGGACAGUACGACACUCAUAUGGAUAUCUGGGGUGGUGAAAACUUUGAGUUGUCUUUUCGGGUGUGGAUGUGCGGAGGCAGUCUGGAGAUUUUACCCUGCAGUCGUGUGGGUCACGUAUUCAGGAAACGCCACCCUUACGACUUUCCAGAAGGCAAUGCUCUUACAUACAUCAAGAAUACACGCAGGGCUGCAGAGGUGUGGAUGGACGAGUAUAAGCAAUAUUAUUAUGCUGCAAGACCCUCUGCUCAGGGCAAGACCUAUGGAAGUAUUGCAGAUCGUCUGGAGUUGAAAAGAAAACUAAACUGUAACUCUUUCCACUGGUAUCUGGAAAAUGUGUAUCCAGAGCUCAGUAUUCCAGAGCAGAAGAUUACAUACAGUCUGCUUCAACAGGGUGGACUCUGUCUGGAAAGCCACAACACAGACAGUCUGGGUCUGGCUGAGUGUAAAACUGGUUCGGGUAUACCUACCUCACAGAAAUGGGUACUGGUUGAGCCACAGAUUCGCCAGCAUGACCUGUGCCUGACAAUCACUGCAUUUUCCUCAGGGUCAAAGGUUAAAUUGGAACCAUGCAACCCUAAAGAAUCUAGACAGAGAUGGAAGACCAGAGGUCCAGCACUGCAGCACUUGAUCAGUGGAUUAUGUCUUGACAGCCAGCCUCCUGCAGGGCCGCCCAUUAUUGCACAGUGUCGCCCCCAGUUGGCCAGCCAGUCCUGGGAGCCUCAUUUACUCACUUGACUUUGAGAUGGUGUGGAAAAGGAGGGUGAGAGGGACCAAGUUCAGAAGGGUCGCAGAAGCUUGGUGUGCUUUAUGGCCCAGAGGAACAUGUCUGCACACUGUUUUAGUUGAAGGUGCUGCUUUUAGAUAAGUAGACAAU